GUUGCUGACGUGGCGUGAAGAACCGGCUCAAGAACCGAAAAUUUCAGAGACAAACAGACAGUUUAAAAAAAAAAAAAAAGGCCAAUCCUUCGGACAAAUAGAUAGAAAGAGAGAGACAAAAGGAAAAAUUGAACCUUUUUUUUUUUAAGAAACUCAAAAAAAUAAAACCCUUCGAAAUCUCAAAAUUUCUCGUGUUCUCACCUUCAAAGAUCUCGAAUAUAUGUAAUUUUUUUAUUCACAGCUGUCGAAAUUAUCUGUCAAAAGCUCAACGGCCUUAAAAUUUUUCAGGGGGGGUGAGAAUUUGGCGUUGUUGCAGGCAUUGUAGGUGACAUUACAUGGGCAUUAUUGAAAUCGAAGCUCUGUUUCAAAUGUUGGAGAAAGGAGGAGUUUGUUGCUAUAUUUUGAAGAAAGAUAUAUGAAUUAUAGGGUUUGAAGUGAAAUUUGAGCUGUUUUUUGAGAGCUGGAAUUAUCGAAUUUAUGGGUUAGAUUAAAAAAAAAAAGGAAUUCAAAUCUUGUUUUGGUUGUAAAAUUUACACAAAUGGUAGCUCUGUGAAGUGGAGGUGUUUUCAUGGAGCAAAGUUGGAAAAUAAUAAUAAGGGUGGAUUGGUGGUCUAAUGGCUGCACCUUGAAUGGCUGAUUCCCAGAGAAUUGGUCUCGCCGAGAGGGAUAUCGACCAGGCCAUUACAGCACUAAAGAAAGGAGCGUACUUGCUCAAGUAUGGACGUAGGGGGAAACCCAAGUUUUGCCCUUUCCGACUCUCCAAUGAUGAGUCUAAAUUGAUAUGGUACUCUGGGAAAGAAGAGAAAUAUCUUAAGCUUAGUCAAGUUUCCAGGAUCAUACCUGGACAACGUACUGCAGUUUUUCAAAGAUAUCCUCGGCCUGAAAAGGAGUAUCAAUCAUUUUCAUUGAUAUGUAAUGACAGGUCCUUGGAUUUGAUAUGUAAAGAUAAGGAUGAAGCUGAAGUUUGGUUCGUUGGUCUUAAGGCAUUGAUUUCUCAUGGUUCCUACCGCAAGUGGAGAAUUGAAGUAGGAAGUGAUAGUGCAUCACCAGAUAGUCCUCAAUCACGCAACCGAAAAAAUUCUCCGAAGUCACCAUUUGAUCCGGGAGACGCUCAAGGAAUUCAAGCACCUUAUGAGGCACAAAAUAGAUUUGGAAAGGCAUUCGCUGACAUAAUUACACAUACUGCUUUAGACAAGAAUGUCAGUCAAACAGAUUUAGUUGACUCUUGCUUAUCAUCAGCUGGGUCUGUAGAGAACUCAAAUAGUCGAAGUUCUGGGGCAGAUGCAAUUAGAGUCAGUUUAUCAAGUGCUCUAAGUUCAUCAAGCCAUGGUUCUUGUCGUGAAGACUUUGAUGCCUUGGGUGAUGUUUUUAUAUGGGGACAAGGUAUUGGUGAUGGAGUAUUGGGUGGUGGUGUGGAUAAAGUUGGCAAUUCAUUCAACACAAAGAUGGAUGCACUUCUUCCAAAGGCAUUGGAAUCAACAGUGAUUCUAGAUGUGCAUAAUAUUGCUUGUGGAGAAAAGCAUGUAGUUUUAGUCACAAAGAAGGGUGAGAUUUUCAGUUGGGGGGAGGAAUCAGGGGGCAGGCUUGGGCAUGGUGUGGAAGCAGAUGUUCCCCACCCUAAGCUAAUAGAUACUCUCAGUGGCAUGAAUUUUGAAUCGGUAGCAUGUGGGGAGUAUCACACUUGUGCUGUUACAGUCUCUGGGGAUCUUUUUACAUGGGGCGAUGGAACACACAACUCUGGUCUGCUUGGGCAUGGAAGUGAAGUAAGUCACUGGAUCCCCAGAAAGGUAAAUGACAUGGAGGGUAUACAUGUCUCAUAUAUAUCCUGUGGACCUUGGCAUACAGCUCUCGUGACAUCUGGUGGCCAGUUGUUGACAUUUGGAGAUGGAUCUUUUGGUGCACUGGGCCAUGGGGAUCGUAGUAGCUCAACUAUUCCACGGGAAGUGGAGACUUUGAGCGGAUUACGGACGACAAGGAUUGCCUGUGGUGCUUGGCACACUGCUGCAGUUGUUGAGGUUGUGACUGAAUCAUCUGAUUCUGAAUCUCCAGCUAUCUCUUCUUCAGCAAAGCUGUUUACAUGGGGGGAUGGAGAUAAAGGCCAACUUGGGCAUGGCGAUAAAGAACCUAGACUUUCUCCCGAAUGUGUAGCUGCUCUAUCUGAGGACAGUAUCUGCCGGGUAGCAUGUGGACAUAAUCUCACAGUUGCUCUUACAACCUCAGGACGAGUGUAUACGAUGGGGAGUUCGGCUUAUGGUCAAUUGGGGAGUGCUACAGCUGACGGCAAGGUUCCAACAAGGGUUGAAGGUAAAAUAGCAGACAGCUUUGUGGAAGAGAUUGCCUGUGGAUCGUAUCAUGUAGCUAUUUUGACUUCCAAAACAGAGGUUUACACGUGGGGAAAGGGCACAAAUGGUCAAUUAGGUCAUGGAGAUAUUAAUGACAGAAAUACACCAACGCUCGUUGAUUUUCUGAAAGACAAGCAAGUCAAGAGUUUAGUUUGUGGUUCAAACUUUACUGCAAUUAUAAGUCUUCAUAAAUGGGUAUCAAGUGCUGAUCAUUCCAUGUGCUCCGGUUGUCGAAAUCCUUUUGGUUUCAGAAGAAAACGUCACAACUGUUAUAAUUGUGGACUAGUCUUCUGCAAAGCAUGUACUAUUAGAAAAUCUCUGAAGGCUUCUCUGGCUCCAACUAUGAACAAACCAUAUAGGGUGUGUGAUGACUGUUUCGCUAAAUUGAGAAAAAGUGCAGAAUCUGUUUCUACUGUCUGGACUCCUAAAGCCAGAAAUGGAAUUUUACCUCGUAAAUCCAUUGAGAUGAUAGAUAGAGAGGCUUUAGCUCCCAAGUUACAGGCACAACUCUCCAGACUGUCUUCUGUUGACGCGAGUAAUCAGGCUGAAAGCCGGAAUUUCAAGCGUGAACUGAAACUAGAAUUACACUAUCGCCCUCUCUUCCCAGCUCAGAAUGGAAAAUUUAAUCUCAGAGGAUUGUAUACACCAAAGGUAUCAAUUUCUCCGGUUGGAGAUCAUUCUAAGAAACUUUUAUCAGCUUCCAUGUCUAGUUCCAGAAAGACUUCUCCGGCAAUGUCUCCUGCUUCAGGAAAGUCAAGCCCAAAUCGAUCUUCUGUAGUAACUUUUGAUGAUUCAAAGCAAAUGAAUGACAGUCUCAACCAAGAAAUCAUAAAUUUAAGGGCACAGGUCGAAGAUCUUACUUGCAAAUCUCAACAUCUUGAAGCUGAACUUGAAAAGACAUCGAGGAAAUUAAAAGAGGUCACUGCAAUAGCAGAAAAUGAAGCUGAAAAAUGCAAAUCAGCCAAGGAAGUUAUUAGGUCUCUUACUGCUCAGUUGAAGGAAGUGGCUGAUAUUCUUCCAGCAGGCCAGCAUGCCCUCUACAAAUCCAGUUCUAUUGCCAAACACGCAUCAGACACCGAGCACCUGUUCUCAAAUGACAGCCAUGCAACUAGCAUGAUAUCUCCACGAAGUGAAGCAAAUUGCAAUUCAGAAAACCUAAACAUUUCUCGUGGAACCAAAGGACAAACUGAAAAGUCAGAGACGGUAAUACAAGAUGAACCAGGAGUGUACAUAACUUUGUUACCCUUGCCCAAUGGCAGUAAUGAACUCAAGCGUGUUCGCUUUAGUCGGAAAUAUUUCACAGAAGAACAAGCAGAAAAAUGGUGGGCUAAAAAUGGGCCUAAAGUAUGUGAGCGGCAUAAUAUCCUGAAUGCAUAUUAGUUGUGAAGCUUGACCACCACUGGAGUUGGUACUGGCAUUGCCAUUCUACAUGACCCUCUUCCUAUCCACUGGAAAACUGUACAUAUCUUGUCCAAAUUACACAAAAGGAGCUUUUAUCAAGGAUUUCCUGGUCAGAACUUGGCAGGUAGAGUGAUGAAGAAAUUAAGAAUGUAGGAAAAAAAGUGAAAGGAUACGAUAAAUUGCACUGUGAGGAACUGCUUUUUCUUUUUCUUUUUGUUUUUCUUGGAUCCUAAGAUUAGUUAACAGAUCAUUUUCUUCUUUGGAGCAUUUUGUUGCCUUUUUUCUACACUUUAGUAACUAUUGGUAUUUUUUUGGAAGA
Messenger RNA from Durio zibethinus, 4062 nucleotides. RefSeq names its product PH, RCC1 and FYVE domains-containing protein 1-like. The record is from RefSeq and is a predicted model, not a curated record. NCBI's taxonomy places the organism in Eukaryota, Viridiplantae, Streptophyta, Magnoliopsida, Malvales, Malvaceae. Gene Ontology annotation, molecular function: metal ion binding.